This is a messenger RNA of Chara braunii, 2328 nucleotides long. Lineage: Eukaryota; Viridiplantae; Streptophyta; Charophyceae; Charales; Characeae. The record is from the annotation of a GenBank genome assembly.
UAACGGAAAACCUGCCGUUGUCCCUUGUGAAACGACAUUCGGGUAUGAGAAUUCACAGGGCAGUGUGGCAGGAGGUGGGAACCAGGGGCAAGGCAAUCAAGGCAACGGAGGGAGGGGUGGAGGAAGGGGGCGAGGCAGGAAUGGCGGCGGAAGAGGAAGGCAAUGGAAUGGUCAAGGCCAGGGGUACCAAGGCCAAGGGGGUCAAGGCCGGAAUGGUCAAGGCCAGGGGUACCAAGGCCAAGGGGGUCAAGUCCAAGGGUACCAAGGCCAAGGGAGCCAAGGCCAGGGGUACCAAGGCCAGGGGUACCAAGGCCAAGGGAGCCAAGGCCAGAGCCCCGCGACUCCGCAAUGAACUGAAGGGGAGAUUGUUGCGGCGCCUGGUGCCCAAUGUCCAUCUGGGUACGAUCCUGCCCAAGGAGGCAGAGUGGGCGGAGUCAGGUACGAAGAUGAACUGGAAGUGCGUAGCCUGCGGCACUGUGAAUUUGGUGGUGAAGGGUUCCAAGUGCGCAGCAAUGGUGGACACCGGGGCGGAGAUGAACAUUAUUCGGGAGGCGGACGCGAUGAGAUUCGGGCUGGAUAUAGUUCGUUCUGACUGCGGUAUUCUGCAUGGAGCCAGCUGUAAGGCCGUGUUUUGCGGGACAACCUCGAAUGUGCUCAUCGAGGUUGGAAAGCUAAGGGCCAGGGCAUGCUUCUCCAUAAUGUCAGAUGUGGACCAUGGAAUCCUCCUGGGGAGGUCAUUCCUAAGCAGGACGGAGACCGUGAUGUUCAACAAACAUGACGAGACUCUAAUCCUUCUCUUAUGCGAUCUUGCCUGCGGGAAUUACGAGAUAAUUACCUGCAGGAACACAAGGCCAAGAAGUAUAAGGAACCGGCCCAAUCCAGGAUCAUUCACGAUUGAAGAAUCGAAAGGUGAGCGCCGGAGGCUCCAGGCAGAGCCCGAAGCAGGAGAGAGGGUGGAAGCAUUUUCCCUCAGCCUGUCAGAUGUUGGGAAGGCAAUGGACCUGGUGGCCGCGCAUGAGAUGGCAGACCCGGAUGCCAUCCAGGCCUUGAGGGAGCAAGUUCUGGAAUGCCCCGAGACAGGAAGGGGACGGCUCAAGCAGGGUUCCCAAAGGCGGUACAAGACGGUAGACAAGAAGUGCCGCCUGGUUCCCGUCCUCGUUACAGAAGACGAGGAAGCAUAUUACGAGAGGGAACGAGGGUUGAUACGACGAAUGAGGGAAAAUGCUUUAGCAGGGCUAUGUCGUAUCAACGAAGGGAACGAGGAGGAGUUGAUCAUAGGGGAACCUGACUUCCUGCUGCCUCAGGAGCGAACGUUGAUGGUGGAACUAAUGAAGAGGAGGCAUCGCGCCUAUGCGUUUAGCGACGAGGAGCGUGGCAGGCUGGAUGAAGACAAAAUACCUAUGAUCCGCAUCCACACCGUGCCACACGAGCCUUGGAACAUGAGAGGGGCGCGAUAUCCUAAUCCUGACGAGGAAAAGAAGGUGGUGGACUACCUCGAUGAUAAGAUAAGUACACACGUCGCUGACUAUUCUAGUGGACCGUAUAUGUCCCCGUGGUUUUGCUUCAUUAAGCCUAACGGGACGCUGCGAUGGGUGCAAAAUGUGCAGAGGUUAAAUGCGGUGACCGUGCGGGAUGCUGGAGGACUGCCAAAUGCGGAUGCUUUGUCGGAAUCCUAUGUUGGAAGACCUAUAAUUUCGCUUAUAGACCUUUACUCAGGAUAUGAUCAGUUUCCGGUCUACCCGCCGGAUAGGCCAGUGACGGCUAUGCACACGCCGCGAGGAUUAAUCCACAUGAACGUGGCCCCUGAAGGGUGGACCAAUGCGGUAGCAAUGGUCCAACGGACCAUGAUUCGGGUUAUGCAGGCAGUCAACCCCCAUAUCACACAGCCAUACAUCGACGAUUUGGAAGUGAAGGGGCCGGCAGUGAAGGAGAGCGACGAAGUCUCGCCAGGGGUAAGGCGCUUUGUUUGGGAGCAUAUCCAGGACCUCAAAAAAGUCCUGAGUCUGCUCGAGGAGCAUAACCUCACGGCAAGCGGGGCCAAAUCCAGACACUGCAUGAGGGAAGUGACCAUUUUGGGAUUCGUCUGCAGUGAGAAGGGCCGAAGGCCGGAUGUGAAGAAGACGGACAAGAUUACUGAGUAGUCAGUUCCAUUCCACUCAAUAACUGAUGUCAGAAGCUUCCCUGGUACGUGUGGAUUUUGGAGGGCCUUCGUCAAGAACUUUGCCGCUAAGACUGAACACCAGAGGAAGUUAGUACGUUAGGAUCAGGAAUGGGUAUGGGGUGAAGAGCAGGAAGAGGUGGUGGCCAGAAUGAAGGAGGAAUUUCGAG